This is a messenger RNA of Phytophthora infestans T30-4, 696 nucleotides long. RefSeq lists its product as uncharacterized. Gene Ontology annotation, molecular function: D-amino-acid oxidase activity; FAD binding. Bases 1 to 696 code for a protein of 231 amino acids. The transcript is spliced from 5 exons. The record is from RefSeq and is a predicted model, not a curated record. NCBI's taxonomy places the organism in Eukaryota, Oomycota, Peronosporomycetes, Peronosporales, Peronosporaceae.
AUGAGUCACGGCUCCCCCAUCGCUGGCAGCGGCUUUAAGCAUGUCAGGGUCGUUGCGGACAAGUUCGAUGCCACCACGUCCCACGUCACUGGAGGGCUCUGGGUGUCUUUUGCGCUACCCGACGGAAUAGAUACCAGCCGACCUCGCAAGUGGUGCGCGGUGACGUACACGUGGCUGGACACGCUUCGCAAGGAGAAGGGGGAGAGGCUGGGCAUUCAUAUUGUCCCGGGCGUCGACAUGUCCGCCCGUUGGAGCGCCGCAAACGAUGAACCUUUCAUGCUGUGGCUUCACGAGGAAGUCGCUAAGCAGGGUGGUACUUUCGAGCAGCGUCGUGUCAUUUCUCUUGACGAGGAACAGUGCGACCUACUGGUGAAUUGUUCCGGACUGGCGGCGAAGGAACUGGCUGGAUACGACACGGUAUUUCCGUUCCGCUGCCAGAUCAUCAACGUGUUUCAUUCAAAGCCGAACGAGCCCAAGGUGUCGGUCGACAAAGAUGGACAGCACGCGUACAUCAUCCCUCGUCCGGAUGGCGACGUUGUGUUGGGAGAGACAGUGCAGGAGCAUAACUGGAGUACAGAGAACAAGGACGAUGAUGUUGACGGGGUGUGGGAGCGGUGCUGUCGUCUAUGGCCUGAAGUCGCACUGGAGGUGUGCGUCUUGAAAUGCAGGCCACUGCGACUAAACAGAAGGCGGUAG